Molecule: messenger RNA, 4221 nt
Organism: Mugil cephalus (flathead mullet)
Lineage: Eukaryota; Metazoa; Chordata; Actinopteri; Mugiliformes; Mugilidae
Gene: pou2f3
Product: POU class 2 homeobox 3
Exons: 13
Coding region: 158-1342 (394 amino acids)
Biological process (GO): regulation of transcription by RNA polymerase II
Cellular component (GO): nucleus
Molecular function (GO): RNA polymerase II cis-regulatory region sequence-specific DNA binding; DNA-binding transcription factor activity, RNA polymerase II-specific
Source: RefSeq, a predicted model, not a curated record
CAGCGCAGGGCGUACUGCAGAGGUGAACGCUUCUCCACUUAGGAAAAUGCUGAUGAGCAGCUGUGGAUUUCCAAAACUUUUUAUCCCAACACUUUUUUCUUCACUUUAAAUAAUCAGACAGCUGCUUGGGGCACCUCAAACUUCCUCAGAUAUUAAGAUGAGCGCGGACACGGUGGAGCAGUCGGAGGCUUCAGCUGAACAGACAGAGCGAAACGGAAUCGACUUCAUUCGACAAAUAAAGACAGAGGACAUCAACGACUCCCCUCAUUCAGUUGCUGCACUGAAGACAUGUCACCUGACGCAGAGCUCUCCGGUGCAUGGGGGGCAGCUGACUGGGGAGCUCACCUCUCUCCACACCAUGCAGCAACUGGUUCUGAUGCCACCCUCUCACCUGCCGUCUCCGUCGCCCUUCCUGUUGUCCCAGAGUCCCUCCAGUCACCAAGCCCUUCUGCAGCAGAACCUGAUGUCCCUUCCCGGUCAAGGUCAAACGAGUCUUCUUCAGCAUCAACCUGGACUCGCUCUGACUCCACAGGCUAUGGGUCGCUCUGGCCUGGGAGGACCUUCCAUGGAGAGCCACAUGGACAUGUCCCACCUGCAGAUGCCCAAACACAUGUCGGUGCCGCCGCAGGAAGAACCCAGUGAUCUGGAGGAACUGGAGCAGUUUGCCAAAGCUUUCAAACAAAGACGCAUCAAACUGGGUUUCACUCAGGGAGAUGUGGGCCUCGCCAUGGGAAAACUGUACGGGAAUGAUUUCAGCCAGACCACGAUCUCCCGAUUCGAGGCUCUUAACCUCAGCUUCAAAAACAUGUGCAAACUCAAACCUCUGCUGGAGAAAUGGCUGAGCGAUGCAGAAAACUCACCGUCUGACUCGAUGAGCAACACUUCAUCCCUUCCUCCCCUGAUGGAGGGCUACGGGCGCAAAAGAAAAAAGAGAACAAGCAUUGAAACAAACAUUAAACUGACCCUGGAGAAACGUUUCCUUGAUAACCCCAAGCCCAACUCCGAGGAGAUAACCCUGAUCUCCGAGCAGCUAUCCAUGGAGAAGGAGGUGGUUCGGGUUUGGUUCUGUAAUCGCCGUCAGAAGGAGAAGAGGAUCUACUGCCCGACAAGUAUACCGGUCAAAACUUACAACUCCAGAAUGGCCUCAGCAUCCAGGUCCUACAGCCCUCUGGCUUCAGGCGGAGUUUCAUCCAAUUCAUCCCCAAACAGCGUGAGCCGUGAAGCUUCACCCAACGGUUUGUCUGCAGCCUCCGUCUCUCUAACGUCUCAGGCCAACCCAGCUUCCUACAGCUCACCAGGGUCCUGGUACCGGGCGUGGAACCCAGCAGCAUACCAUCACUGAGAAACUUGAACUGUAUCACGUCAGGCUUUUUGAAGAUUGUUUUGUUUGUGAAGUAUGUACACAUGAAGACAGAGAGAGAUGACACGACACCCCUGCCGCGAUCAGGGUCACCACUACAGGCUAAAACUCAGACGGACACAUGAGGCCAAACAGCAGCACAAGCAGAGGACUGCGCCGACGCCCCACACUGCUCACACUUCCACUCGAUUCAUCGCUCACGCCGCCUCCAGCUGUUUGCUUUGGGUUCAUGUGACUUUUUAUUCUGCUGCAAAGAUGAAGAACACACAGAAAAAAACUCACGCACCAGCCUAAAUGCUUUCAGAUUUAACUGCCAGUAAUUUAUUUGAAUGUUGAAGGAUUCAGGUCCAGAUUGUGCCAAAGCUGUUCUUUAUUCCACCUUCACACUGGGCUGCAAACACCUCAGUUGUUGCUGUUAUUUUUAUGUAUUUAUGUUCAGAUUUAGUUAGAGAUGUGUUUGACGCAGUCUUACUUUGCAUACAGGUGGCUUGCAUAGUCAAAACAGGAGGAAUUGGGGACUUGGGCGAAUUCAUUUCAAAAUAAGAUCAAUGUGGCUCUUAUUUUCAUCACAUAAUCAAUUAGGUUACACUGUACUGAAAUCUAAAGACAUUCUUAAAAUAAUGGCAAAAAAGAAACAUGAUCAUAAUCAAAAACAGUCUGAAAAUUCAGGUGGAUGUUUACAGUGGCUAAUUUUCUCUUCCGGUUAAGUUUGUCUGAACUGGAGUUCUGUUUACAACCUGUUGAUAUUACACUAUGUCCCCUCAGCAAUUUAAUUUUAUUACAGUGAGAAUGAUGGAUAAAUGUCUAGAAACAAUACACAGCCUAUAAAUAUUUGAAACUCUUUAACCUCCUGAGACCUGAGCUUUUGUUGUUGUUGUUGUUGGUAUGCAUGUUUAAUUUUUCCAUUUCUCUUUAUUUGCAAUGAGUAGCACCUAAGAAAUAAAAAAAAAACUAAACAUCAUCUUUGAACAAUGUGUCCUCAUUUGUGGACACAGGGAUUAUUUUAUUCAAUAUUAUAAUAAGGUCACAAUAUGAAACUGUUAAACAUGUUCAGACGUUUUUCAUGUCUGAACAAGCAGAAUUGCAAAUAAUGAAUCCCCAAUGUCCUCAAUCAAGUACUUGCUAAUUAGUGAAGUUAUAGUUUUAAAACUCUCUUUUCAUAUUAAACUAGAAAAGUUAAUAAACAUAAUAAAUAUGUUUCAACUGAAAAUUUGAUGAGUUUUUGUACCUUGUCCACUUUUGUUAAGUGAUCGGCUGCAGGAUGAAUGCAUGUUUUUACACCAACUAGUAUCUAGUUAUGAGCAUAAAAGUCUAAAUGAAGCAGAAGAAGCUGCCACAAGCCUAAAACUUAACGUCCCCAUAUGAGGACGCAGGGUCUCAGGAGGUUAAAGGGUGUGAACGACCCGUUUUUAGUGACGUAGCACAGAGCGAUGCUUGUCCUUGAUCUGAUUGUUGCUGAUUUUAGUCAUAAAUAUAUAGACUUAUUUAAAUUUCCACGUUUUCCUGGCCUUUAAACAAAUCACCAGUAAAUCUUUUCCUCAGUUCAUGUGUUUAGUGCUCUGUAUAUUUCCAACUAACAAGUUCGUCCGACAUGUUUGGACGUAGCAUAGUAACUGUUUAACAGCCUUUACACCGCCCCAGGCCGCGUAUCCGACUGCCUCUCUACGAGAACAUCUGAAUCUUUUGUGUGACUUAUUUCCUUGUCCUUCCUUAUCUGUGUAAACACCAGCCUCCUGGCUUUGACAUGGUGAAUACGGACACACAUACUGGGGCUCUGCACAUAUAUAAUAGCUGUGUGAAGAGCGGUUUACUCCCAAACAGUAGAGGAGCAACAGGACAUGUACUGUGAACUGAAUGUGAAGGUCCGAACUUCUGCAGCUUGAGUCUGAAAGUGACAGAGGUCCAACUUUAUUUGACUGCCUCUUCUGUGGCAACGUCACGGACUAAAGGGGGAGGCUUUCAUGGCCAUUUUAAUCUUUCAGUGUGCAUGAACUUGGGAAAUGGACGAGACAAACCAUAAGUCAGGAAACUUUGCAGUCCCGAUCAGUCUCUGCAUAAAGUGAAAAUCAAACAUUUAAAAUAAACAACAACAAAAACUCAAACUCCAUCUUCUAGUUCAUCUCCUGUGUGGAUGAGUGAUGGUGUAAAUAACUGCAAGAUAAAUUUUCUACCUGUAGCUCAUGCAUGUGUUGCAUCAAAAGCUCUCAGUCGCUGCAGAUUAAAUCAAAUGUAUAGUUUUACUUAAAAAAUAAUAAUAAUAAAAAAAAAACUCCAGCCAUUGUAGCUUUAACCAGACUUUUCUCAAAUGGGAGUAAACUGUGCAGGUCGUGGGGACUAUUUUUAGCUGUGGAUGGAUACACACUUAUUAGUACUUCCCCACAGAUUUUGAGCAAAGUCUUUUAAACUUUGUUAUUUUCAUUGAAUUUCAUUGAUAUUGGAAAAUAUAGAGACCCCAAACUCUUCUUCUAGACGUGGAGACGGAGAAAAUGUGAGCAUGUGCUGAUCUCUGCUGGUGGGAGUCAAUAAUUGUAUUUACCUGUUACAAUUGUUUGUUUUAAUUUUCUGCUCUAGGCUGCUGUGUUUAACAAUUUCUCUGAGUCUUACUUCAUUUCUAUUUUAAGUGCCUAUUGUAUAUUUUAUUUUAUUUUAUUUUAUUUUAUUUUAUUUUAUUUUAUUUUAUUUUAUUUUAUUUUAUUGUCAGGAAAUGUUUUGCAGUGGUUCAAAACUCUGGAUUUAAUUAAUCAAAUAAUAAUAAUUAUGUUGUAUAUUUGUUAAGGUAGGUUCUUUUUGAAAUAAAGAGUAAAAUGGUGUUUAAGCUGAUGUAACUGAAGCUACUGGAGUAAAGUUUAAAAGUGGAAGCA